This is a messenger RNA of Diprion similis, 1365 nucleotides long. RefSeq names its product metalloendopeptidase OMA1, mitochondrial-like. NCBI's taxonomy places the organism in Eukaryota, Metazoa, Arthropoda, Insecta, Hymenoptera, Diprionidae. The transcript has 7 exons. Gene Ontology annotation, biological process: protein quality control for misfolded or incompletely synthesized proteins; mitochondrial protein processing. The coding region runs from base 56 to 1303 and encodes 415 amino acids. The record is from RefSeq and is a predicted model, not a curated record. Gene Ontology annotation, molecular function: metalloendopeptidase activity. Gene Ontology annotation, cellular component: mitochondrial inner membrane.
UUUUUUAUUAAUAGAUUCAUUUAAUAAAUUCUAGCCGAUUUCUGCUACAUUGAAAAUGUUUUCCACACUUCGUGGAGUUUGCUCGGCAAACGCUAAAUUUCGAAAUAAAAGAGUCCUCGCGUUCGUUAGUUUUCCAACGCGGUCGGUAAAGAAUUUUCCCAAGUUUACGGUAGAGCGAUGCAAGGCGCGCCACAAUAUUCCCGCGAAAAUUCAAUUUUCAAAUUGCAAAUUUCACACAACGAACCGGCGCGAUAUUCCCCCGGUUCUGGCACUAAUUCUGCGACCUGUAUUGCGUAUUGGUGCCUUUAUUUUCGGACGAACUCUGAAAAAAUGGUGGAGAAGAAUAGACCCAAACGAACGCGAGCGAUACGCAGCGGCUUUACGAAAGAAGAAACCAUAUUUAUAUGGCUUCCUGGGAGCAUUCUUCGCAAUGCUUGCGAUAUACUAUGUAUUGCACAUAGAAAACACUCCGAUAACAAAUCGCCCGCGCUUCAUAAUGUUCACCAAACAACAGCAGGCUGCCUUCGAAAAGUUCCAGUUAGAUUUGCAUUUGGAGGAGCAUAUGGACAAAAUCCUUCCGCAUAAUCAUCCGGUUUAUCAGCAGUUACUGAAAGUAACAAAUCGGAUAUUAAAUGGGAACAAGGACUUGCCAUACAUCAAGGAAAAAAACUGGACUUUGAGUGUUAUUGAUUUGCCAGAAAACAACGCCUUUGUUUUACCUGGUGGAAAUAUAUUUAUAUUCACUGGCAUGCUUAAGAUGGUUGAAAAUGAAGAUCAACUAUCGUUCAUAAUAGCCCAUGAAAUGGCACACUCGUUGCUGAAACAUGCGAUGGAACAAGUGUCGAAUGGAUUUAUAAUAGAUGUCUUGUUACUCCUGCCGAUAGUACUUAUCUGGGCGUUAUUCCCAGACUCGAUUGCGUUAAUCCUUCAAUUGACAGGCUAUCAGAUUCUUAACAUUUUCCACGAUUUACCCUACAACAGAGCCCUGGAAAGUGAAGCUGACGAAGUCGGACUGACUCUAUCAGCCAAAGCGUGCGUUGACGUUCGAGAGGCUGUUGUUUUUUGGAAAAUGAUGCGAUCUCUCCAAGAAUUGAACGCGGAGCCUUCUAACGUCACAUGGCUCUCGACACAUCCGAAUCACAAAGAUCGGGCAGAAAAUUUAAACGGAUUAAUGUCGAAAGCUAUCGCUUUACGUGGCAAUUAUCAGUGUCCAGGACUAAGCCCAGUGGAUCCGAGGAAAAAAUUCGACGCACAAUCAAUAAAAGACGUUGAAGCUCGAUUGAAACUACGUGGAGUUUUAUAACUGUUAUUCUAGACCACCGAAUAAAGUACGUAAGUAAGAAAUUGUGAUCAGAUUAGAACAGA